Messenger RNA from Cylicocyclus nassatus, 1357 nucleotides. NCBI's taxonomy places the organism in Eukaryota, Metazoa, Nematoda, Chromadorea, Rhabditida, Strongylidae. The record is from the annotation of a GenBank genome assembly.
AGUAUUUAGUGCUUCGCUUUUGUUGAUCAUGGGUGUGACUCGCCGUUUUGAUGCUCUUCGUCCAAUCAAGGUGGAGGAUGAUGAUCCAGACGCAGUCAUUGGUAGAUUCAACUAUGCUGAUUUCGACUUCUCGGAAAGCGGUGAUGAGGCUCCAGAAAAUAUCCAUGAAUGCCGCAUCUCCGAGGAUACACCAGCAUCUCGUACGAGAAGGAACAAGGAGCGAAGGGCAGAAAAAAAAAUGCGUCGCUUCUUGGACAUCGAAAAUUCUGGGGUCAAGAUAAAUAGCUCAAUGGGAGCUAGACGGCAGCGUCGUCUUGAAAAUUUCCGCAUCCUUAUGAACUUUGCGGAUAAGGAGGAUAUCUGCACAGAUUUCUCCGAUCUCGUUCCACACACUGUGACAGCAUUUGAAAGACUGUUUCUGGAUGAUAAGAGUAUGCAGGCCUGGAAUGAAUUUAUCGAGCGUGACGAAGAUGAACAACGUCACAUUCUUGAAGAGGUGGACACAAACAGAGGUGAUGGUCGCACCUGGUUUGUCGUGGGUGGAAAGCCAGGGCCUUCGUCCAAAACUCUGAAAUCGUCAGAAAUCGACGGGCGAAAACAUCAUCCCGCGUACUAUGGCAAGGCAUGCUUUGAGCGUAUGGACAGCAGAAGUAAACGACUGCUGUCUGAGAAACGCUUACCCUGGGGCUUCAUCGAUAACCUCGAAGGCGAGCUUUUAUCGUUCUUCUGUUCAACUUCGCCAAAUUCCUCGGGCAAGGAUGACAAUGUCUACGUUGGAAUGUUCGAAAACUCCUUAGAAAGGGCUCUUGCUCAUGCUGUGGCUCAGUUCUUGAUGCUGAAGUCCAAAAGUAUAUCUGUGAAAGGUGGAGAACGCAUCACAGAGUUCCGCAAUCCGCGCGCCUUCUACAUUCCUCCUCAUGUUCGCCUGAUACCUUAUCUAUCGUCCACUCGUUCGGAACCGAUCGAGUUACCUCAGCAGUCUUGGACAGAUGAAAAGAAUGUGAAGGAGAAAAGCGCAGAUUCUUCCUACAGCGAACUGGACUCCGAGGACCUGAGUUCCUGAAUCAACAGCAUCCAAAGCAUUCGUCAAAAGUGUAGUUUUUCAACUCAGCGAUUAUUUUCAGUACAACUUCCUACCUUAGAAUAUACCUAUCUAGCUCAUAGCAUUUCCUUUUUUUCUCUAUGAUUUUUUUGGUAAAAUCUAGCGUUGGGGGCAUACAUUGAAUGGUUCAGGCUUAGCCAACAUCUCAUGGUUGAUAGAUGCUAAUGUUUUUGUUAACUUUAGCAACUGCCAAGUUGUCUCUGAGACAGCAUUCCAUCGAGUUGUUUUCUAGUUUGUGGGAUUGUGACGACAGUU